This is a messenger RNA of Amaranthus tricolor (Joseph's coat), 1363 nucleotides long. Its product is annotated as eukaryotic translation initiation factor 3 subunit I-like. The coding region runs from base 158 to 1141 and encodes 327 amino acids. Gene Ontology annotation, biological process: cytoplasmic translational initiation. The transcript has 8 exons. NCBI's taxonomy places the organism in Eukaryota, Viridiplantae, Streptophyta, Magnoliopsida, Caryophyllales, Amaranthaceae. Gene Ontology annotation, cellular component: eukaryotic translation initiation factor 3 complex, eIF3m; cytoplasm. The record is from RefSeq and is a predicted model, not a curated record. Gene Ontology annotation, molecular function: translation initiation factor activity; protein binding; RNA binding.
GCUGAAUGUAUAGUAACAAAGCCCAUUUUUUGCAGGGUAUCCGCAGGUAGAGCCACCCUGAAAAUAUUCAGUUUGCUCCACACCCUACUCCUUUCGCCGAUUUCAGUCUUCAAUUACCUGAAGAACAAUCCGUCUGUUUUAAAUCCCUGAAUCGAAUAUGAGGCCAAUUUUGAUGAAGGGCCAUGAAAGGCCUUUAACCUUUUUGAAGUACAACAGAGAUGGCGAUCUUCUCUUUUCGUGUGCUAAAGACCAUAAUCCUACAGUUUGGUUUGCUGAUAAUGGUGAACGUCUUGGAACUUAUCGUGGUCACAACGGUGCCGUUUGGUCCUGCGACAUCUCCUGGAAUUCUUCUCGCCUUCUCACUGGUAGUGCCGAUCAGACAGCAAAGCUUUGGGAUGUCAAAAGCGGAGAGCUAUUGUAUACCUUCACCUUUGACUCUCCUGCUAGGUCUGUUGACUUUUCAACGGGUGAUAAACUUGCUGUUAUGACUACUGAUCCAUUCAUGACAAAGACAUCGGCAAUUCAUGUGAAACACAUUACAGAAGACGUUGAAGAACAGACCAACGAAUCUGUUCUUGUGAUGAGAGGGCCAAGUGGACGAAUAAACAGAGCUGUAUGGGGCCCUCUGAACAAGACUAUAAUCAGUUGUGGUGAGGAUGCUAUUAUUCGUGCAUGGGACCCUGUGACCGGCCAAGAGGUAAUGUCUACAAAAGACAACGAAAAUGGUCACAAGAAGACAAUUACGUCACUUUGUCUAUCUGCAGAUAAGUCACAUUUCCUUACUGGUUCGCUGGAUAAAUCAGCUAAGCUGUGGGACACAAGAACUUUAACCCUGAUUAAAACCUAUGCUACGGAGCAGCCGGUGAAUGCUGUUACCAUGUCUCCCCUCCUGGACCAUGUUGUGCUUGGAGGUGGUCAGGACGCAUCUGCAGUGACAACUACAGAUCAUCGUGCUGGAAAGUUUGAGGCUAAAUUCUAUGAUAAGAUACUCACAGAAGAAAUCGGAGGCGUUAAGGGGCAUUUUGGACCUAUUAAUGCUUUGGCAUUUAAUCCUGACGGAAGAAGUUUUGCGAGUGGAGGUGAAGAUGGUUAUGUGAGGUUACACCACUUUGAUUCAGAUUAUUUCAAUAUCAAGAUCUAAUCAAUUUUUGGUUCUUUUUUUUGUUUGAUUAAAGAUAAUUAAUUACUUCCUCCGUUACAUUUGUUGGGUAGCUGAUUUGAAUCAAUAGCUUAUUGUAUUAUGGAAAUAAUUUUAAGAUUUGGGUGCAAUUCCUACCAAUUUCUGUAUCUUUUCCUAAUUAACAUUUUUAUUGGGAAUUGUUUUGAAAUAGAAUAAUUUGCGAAUUAUAGUCUUAAAGUUUAA